AUGGCUUUCCCGCCCCCAGCAGGCACCACGGGCCCCAGCACCACCGUGGAGCUCCCUCCUCCGCCCCUGCGUGUGCUGACCGGCUUCUCCCUGCUCCUCCAGGUGAACGUCCCGAAAACUCGGCGGACCUACUGCAAGAAAUGCGGCAAGCACCAGCCGCACAAAGUCACCCAGUACAAGAAGGGCAAGGACUCCCUGUACGCCCAAGGAAAAAGACGAUACGAUAGGAAGCAGAGUGGCUAUGGGGGCCAGACAAAGCCCAUCUUCCGUAAGAAGGCUAAGACCACGAAGAAGAUUGUGCUGAGGCUGGAGUGCGUGGAGCCCAACUGCAGGUCCAAGAGGAUGCUGGCAAUUAAGAGGUGCAAGCACUUUGAACUGGGAGGAGACAAGAAGAGAAAGGGCCAGGUGAUCCAGUUUUAAGCUCCAUCUUGUCAUUAUGGACCACAUUAAAGUAUUUGGAAUGAUCA
Molecule: messenger RNA, 467 nt
Organism: Athene cunicularia (burrowing owl)
Lineage: Eukaryota; Metazoa; Chordata; Aves; Strigiformes; Strigidae
Product: 60S ribosomal protein L36a
Exons: 5
Coding region: 1-420 (139 amino acids)
Biological process (GO): translation
Cellular component (GO): cytosolic large ribosomal subunit; ribosome
Molecular function (GO): structural constituent of ribosome
Source: RefSeq, a predicted model, not a curated record